ACUGGGAUCGGAGGGACACUGGAGGAGCACAGAUCAGUGUUGUUGUAGCGGAAAAUACCUUCGCUACAGUUUUCCCACACCGCAACCUCCGGGUUAAAACACCGCAUUUUCCUCUCAGGUUUGACCAAGAGGAGGGGCCGCUUCAGAAAAGGAUAUAAACAGGAUUUUCUCACACGGCGAGAAGUUUGAACGCGGACUUUCAAGAGUAAUUUCGGGUGGGCUGACUGAGCUAGCCUGGCUGCCCGCUGCGCGUCCCUCCUGCCCCGGUCAGCCAGCCGUAAGUUAGCUCGCUGUCCUGGUCUGCUUCCAGCUGCGGGUAAUCAUGGCGCUCAGAGCCAGGGCGCUGUACGACUUCAACUCUGAAAACCCCGGGGAGGUGUCGGUGAGGGAGAACGAAAUCCUAACUUUGUACAGCGAGCAGGACAUUGACGGCUGGUUUGAGGGGGCGAACAGCAAAGGGGAGAGGGGACUGUUCCCCGCGUCCUACGUGGAAAUCCUGAGAAACGACGCCGCCUCCACGUUCAACAACAACAGCUGCGGCACAUCUGGGGACACUUACCCGGACUCCCGAUACGCAAACAUCCCGUCCGGAGGAUUUGAUGGCUCUUAUAAGCCUCCGACUAAAGUUGAGAACUUUUCUAAAUCGUCUUCGCCCGGUUUCACCACGUUCACACAGCAACAGCAGCAUCCGCAGCAGCAGCAGCAGCACGCCUACCAGCAGCCCAUCCAGGGGAGCGAUGAUGACUGGGAUGAUGACUGGGAUGACAGCUCUACUGUUGCAGAUGAGCCAGGGACUGUUGGAGGAAGGUAUGACUUUGAAGGCAAUGGGCCUUCCACUUACAGAGUGUCAACAUCCUCAAUGUCAAGAGGUAACGCACAGCAUGCAAAGAGCUCCGCCACUGUCAGCAGAAACCUGAACAGGUUUUCAACAUUUGUGAAGUCAGGAGGAGAGGCGUUUGUGCUCGGGGAGGCAUCAGGCUUUGUGAAGGAUGGGGAUAAGAUCUGUGUGGUAAUGGGUCAGUAUGGUCCCGAGUGGCAGGAGAACCCGUACCCAUUCGCUUGCACAAUUGACGACCCCACUAAACAGACCAAGUUCAAGGGGAUGAAAAGCUACAUCUCCUAUAAGCUGACUCCCACCCACACGCAGAACCAGGUGAACAGGAGGUAUAAGCACUUUGACUGGCUGUACACUCGGCUGGUGGAGAAAUUCCCUGUUAUCUCGGUGCCACACAUCCCGGAGAAGCAGGCCACAGGGCGCUUUGAAGAGGACUUCAUAUCAAAGAGGAGGAAAGGCCUCAUAUGGUGGAUGAACCACAUGACCAGCCACCCUGUUCUGGCCCGGUGUGACGUUUUCCAGCACUUCCUCACCUGCAACAGCACAGACGAAAAGGCCUGGAAGCAGGGUAAGAGGAAGGCGGAGAAGGAUGAGAUGGUUGGAGCCAACUUUUUCCUCACGAUCAGCACCCCCGCAGCGCCGCUUGACUUCCAGGAGGUGGAGAGCAAAAUAGACGGGUUCAAGACUUUCACCAAAAGGAUGGACGACAGCACCUUGCAGCUCAACGCCACUGUCAAUGAGUUUGCCCGCAAGCAGAUCAGCGGCUUUAAGAAGGAGUAUCAGAAAGUGGGGCUGUCAUUCAAGGUUCUCAGCCAAGCCUUUGAAAUGGACCAGCAGGUGUACUCGGCUGGACUCAACCAAGCCAUCUCCUUCACUGGGGAGGCAUAUGAAUGCAUCGGAGAGUAUUUUGCUGAGCAGCCCAGCAAGGAUCUGGACCCCAUCAUGGAUUUGUUGGGUCUUUACCAAGGACACCUGGCAAACUACCCAGACAUCAUUCAUGUCCAGAAAGGUGCCCUGACGAAGGUGAAAGAAAGCCAGAAGCAUGUGGAGGAGGGCAAGAUGGACCGGGCACAGGCGGAAGGCAUCAACGAGCGCUGCAACAUCAUCUCCUGCGCCACGCUGGCUGAGAUCCAGCACUUCCACCAGAUCCGCGUGCGCGACUUCAAGGCACAGAUGCAGCACUACCUACAGCAGCAGAUCGCCUUCUUCCAAAAAAUCACAGGCAAGCUAGAGGAGGCCCUGCAGAAAUACGACAACGCGUAAGAGCCCGUCGGUUUAGACCUUUGUGAGCCAUGACCGUGCGCCUCCCUCGACCAGCCGGUGGAGUUUUGGCAAACAGCAGCCAGCACCACAUGCUGCUGAAUGCUGUUCAUCCAGCAGGGAGGGACAUUCGAGGAGAUUACGCUGCCGUAAUAACGACAUUUCUGCCAAAUCCAGGUUUCUGUGUGUGUUGGCCAGAUUCUUUUGGGGACUGGAUGUCCUUGUUUAAGAGAGGACAUGUAAUUUAAUGAAGUUAAGCCAAUUUGUAAUACAAAGAAACAGUCUCUGCCUUUAGAUUUGACGAGAAUCAGCGAUAAUGACGGGCCACCACUUGGUCCGGUGCGUGGGUGAAUUCAAUCUAAUCAACGUUAUGACCUGCAGAGAGAGAACCUUGUAUCCGCUGCUGCCUACACACCCGGUGCAAGAUUUCAUAUAUCAAGUGUUUUUAGCCUUACGACACUGUUUUUAAACGACUGUUUUUAAGCGACUGCCACUCCAGGAGCAGCACUGUUCCAGUGGCGAACACACUGCCUUCUGGAAACACUCAAGCCCCUCCUGGUAUCUCUCUCCUCGGGCAAACAGGACAAAAUGUUUACAGUCACCACUGUCUCGCUGUGCCUUCUGAUUACGUUUUUCUGGUCAUUUUUGUUACCAAUUACUAAAAAGCUUUAUAUACUGUAUAUGUAGAAAUAUAUUCUAUUUGUUUUUACAAUGCUACAAAUUUUGCAGUCUUUGAAAAAAAAAAAAAGAUCACUGUGCUUUGAC
Chelmon rostratus (copperband butterflyfish) is the source of this 2860-nucleotide messenger RNA. RefSeq names its product sorting nexin 18a (gene snx18a). Gene Ontology annotation, biological process: protein transport; plasma membrane tubulation; mitotic cell cycle. Gene Ontology annotation, molecular function: protein binding; phosphatidylinositol binding. The record is from RefSeq and is a predicted model, not a curated record. The coding region runs from base 323 to 2098 and encodes 591 amino acids. Lineage: Eukaryota; Metazoa; Chordata; Actinopteri; Chaetodontiformes; Chaetodontidae. Gene Ontology annotation, cellular component: plasma membrane; cytoplasmic vesicle. The transcript is spliced from 2 exons.